Messenger RNA from Paramecium sonneborni, 1304 nucleotides. The record is from the annotation of a GenBank genome assembly. NCBI's taxonomy places the organism in Eukaryota, Ciliophora, Oligohymenophorea, Peniculida, Parameciidae.
AUGUUGCAAUAGCAAGUUUAAGAUUAAAAUCAAACAAGCACUUCCUUUCUAUCUAUUCCUAGAUACUCUUUUUCAUUAUUAAAUCCAUCUGUUUAUUAUUACAAUGUUGCUCCUGGAAAUAAUAGCAAACUUAUAAUUGCCACUAUUCAAAAGAGAAAAAAUUGGCAAGAAUCAGAUAAUUAUUUACUUCAUUUUUAAUGGAAUAUGAAUGAUAACUAUUUUAGAUACACUACACUUAGCUAAUCCAAAAUCUAAAUUGUUAAUCAUUUACCUAACCAUAGAGAACUUACUAUGAAAUGCAAUCUAAUCAAAAAUUUAAAAUAGUUUUGUUAAUCCAAUAAGCGAUAUGUAUGGGAUAUUACUCCAUUAUCUUUUACUAUUGAUCUUUAUGCAAAAGAAAAGGAUCUUGAUAAAGUUCUUAAAGAAUUUACACCUAUAUAUGAAUAAUUCAAACCUUCAAAUAACAAAAAAAAUCCAAUCAACUUACCAUUCAAAUCCAAUAAUCAAUAUAUCUAACCCAAAAUGCAUCGUAGUUUCUUAGAUGAAGAAAAUAAUUAUAUUUGGGUAUUAAAUUGCUCUAAAUAUUUAAGAUAUUAAAACCAAAUGAAUUUAAUAGAGGAAGAGGUAUCUCAUUUUUUAGAACUAUAGAAGAACUGAAGAUUCUACUUAAAAAAUUUACUUAAGGAACUUCUGAAUAUUAAUUUAGUUAAGGCUAAAUUAAAUCUUCAUCUUUUGUCAUUCAGAAAUACAUUUAAAGACCAUUUUUAUUAGAUGGAAGAAAAUUCGAUAUUAGACUUUGGGUUUUAGUUACUCAUAAAUUUGAUAUUUAUAUAUUUAAUUAGGGCUAUGCUAGAUUAUCUUCAGAGAUGUUUGAUCUUACAUAAUUAGAUGCAUUCAUUCAUUUAACAAAUAAUGCUGUAUAAAAACAUUCUAAAAAUUAUGGCUUUUUUGAAUAAGGAAAUUAAAUCUCCUAUUCAGAAUUAGAUUAUUAUACUAAUGGAGAAUUUACUAAAUCUGUUUUGCCAAAAAUUAAAUCUAUCAUUGUUUUUUCUUGGAUGACUAUUUAACAUACAUUUAAAAAAAUUAAAUAUUCAUUUGAAAUAUUUGGGUAUGAUUUUAUGUUAGAUGAAAACUUAAAGCCAUGGCUUAUUGAAAUUAAUACUAAUCCAUGUCUGGAAGAAUCAUCACCAUUAUUAAAAGAAUUAAUACCAAAAAUGAUAGAUCAUGCAUUUAAAAUUGUUAUAGAUCCUUUAUUUACUAAAAUCUAAGAACCUACAGAUUGGGAUCAUCUCCUACAAUUAUGA